Molecule: messenger RNA, 1578 nt
Organism: Morone saxatilis (striped sea-bass)
Lineage: Eukaryota; Metazoa; Chordata; Actinopteri; Moronidae
Gene: taldo1
Product: transaldolase 1
Exons: 8
Coding region: 64-1080 (338 amino acids)
Biological process (GO): carbohydrate metabolic process; pentose-phosphate shunt, non-oxidative branch; pentose-phosphate shunt
Cellular component (GO): cytoplasm; intracellular anatomical structure
Molecular function (GO): transaldolase activity
Source: RefSeq, a predicted model, not a curated record
GCUCCCGCCUCAGUGGCAGUCCGCUCUCACGUGCUCUCUCUCUCGGUAUAAAAGGCUCUCAUCAUGUCCACCGUGUCACCGGACAAACGGAGGAAAAUGGAGUCAGCGCUGAACCAGCUGAAGAAACACACCGUGGUGGUGGCAGACACGGGGGAUUUUAACGCCAUUGACGAGUACAAGCCUCAAGAUGCCACCACUAACCCGUCUCUUAUCCUGGCUGCUGCUAAGAUGCCAGCCUACCAGCCCCUGUUGGAUCAGGCCAUUAAAUAUGGCAUCGCCAAAGGCGGAACUGAAGAGGAGCAGGUCGCAAACACCAUGGACAAGCUGUUUGUGAGUUUCGGGCUAGAGAUCCUCAAGAAGGUCCCAGGCAGAGUCUCUACUGAGGUGGAUGCAAGACUAUCUUUUGAUAAAGAUGAGAUGCUUGCCAAGGCUCUCAGGCUCAUCGCGCUCUACGAAGAGGCAGGCAUCAGCAAGGAGCGUGUGCUCAUCAAGCUGUCAUCAACAUGGGAGGGAAUCCAGGCUGGCAAGGAGCUCGAGGAGAAGCACGGUAUUCACUGCAACAUGACCCUGUUGUUCUCCUUUGCUCAGGCUGUUGCCUGUGCAGAAGCAAAGGUAACCCUCAUAUCACCCUUUGUUGGACGCAUCUUCGACUGGUACAAGGAGAAUACAGACCGCAAAAGCUACGAGCCCCACGAAGACCCAGGUGUGCUGAGUGUGACCAAGAUUUACAACUACUACAAGAAGUUUGGCUACAGCACCGUGGUAAUGGGCGCUUCCUUCAGAAACACUGGUCAAGUGAAAGCCCUGGCUGGCUGUGAUCUGCUCACAAUCUCCCCUGGGCUGCUCGCAGAGCUCAGCCAGGACCACAGCACUGUCUCAGAGGUGCUCAAUGUGGAGAAAGCCAAGGUCUGUGAUCUGGAGAAAGUUCACAUGGAUGAGAAGGCUUUCCGCUGGGAGCACAACGAGGACCGCAUGGCUGUGGAGAAACUUUCUGACGGAAUCCGCAAGUUUGCUGCUGACGCCAUCAAGCUGGAGACUAUGAUCAAAGAGAAAAUGCUCAACGUGAAAAACGGCCAGUAAGGGACAGAUUUGGCAUCUCCGGCCACAUUGACAGGAAGUAUCAGAAGUUAGGAGGCUACUUUCUUCGUCCCCAACUCCCUGAAGGCCCAAACACCAGAUGGCCUUCCCUCUCCUCAUCUGACCAAACUCCAGGGACAUCCCUCCUGAAUGGACACUUUCCUCUCUUAGGCUGGGACUGACUGUUUUUUGACCAAAUGUAAAUGGUGAUUGAUGCUGAUGUGGAGUUGUUGUAUAUUAGCCUAAUAUUUACAAGGAAUUUGACCAGAAAGGGGAAAAACUUGAAGAAAAAAAUGUCUUAAUGAGACAUGAUCUCAUUAAUUGAAAAAUCAUGUGACUACUAGAAAGGACCAUGAGCACUUUUUGGCCGUAAAGGACCACAAUUUUGCUAUUGACACCAUUUGAACAUGAUUGAGGGCACAACUUGAUAAAGACCAUUCAACCAUCAUUCCUUAUAAUGUACCAUUUUGCUCUUUCAAUAAAUGAAAAUAUCAGUCAUUA